AUGGCGUCCAAGGAUCCCGCCAAAGACCCUGCCAUUACAGAGACACCGGCUACAGAUCUUGAAUCAGAACAUUCUAAUCGAGAUCCCAAAGAGUGGCUUCAUAAGCAGGAUAGAGGAGAGCUCACGGAGCUUACACCAGUUGAAGCAUUCAAAUGGAAUGUGGAGGGAGACCAGUCGCCUUUCCCCGAGGUCGCAGCGUGUGUUUCUAACAAAGAUGACCCCACAAUUGCCUGUAGUACUUUCCGAGCAUGGACCUUGAUGACAGUCUUUGUCAUGCUUUUCUCUGGAGCCAACCAGUUCUUCGGGCUGCGAUAUCCUUCUCUAACAAUCGGCUACGUUGUUGCCCAAAUUCUGGUCUUCCCUAUUGGACGAGCAUGGGAAAAGCUUCCCAGGUGGAGAGUCCCCCUUGGACCGUUGGCAUUCGACGUCAACCCAGGACCAUUCACUAUCAAAGAGCAUGCUUUCAUUGUCAUUUGCGUCAAUAUCAGCGCCACUGUUGCUUAUGCAUCGGGUGCACUGGUAGCGAUCACCAGUCCGGUGUUUUGGGGUCGUGAUCUUGGAGCCGGGUUCUCUUUCUUGUACCUUCUUACAACCCAAAUGAUUGGAUUCGGUCUGACUGGGCUUUGCCGUCGGUGGAUUGUCUACCCUGCUGCUUUGGUGUGGCCUACUUCGCUUUCAUCUACAGUUCUCUUCCGAGCUCUGCACGAGCCUGAGAGCCGUACUCCCGCAAAUGGCUGGACCAUUAGUCGAUAUCGGUUCUUCAGCUAUGUGGGUAUUUUUGCCUUCGUGUUAUUCUGGUUCCCGGAUUACAUCUGGACCAGUUUGAGCACUUUUGCUUUUGUCACAUGGAUUGCGCCCAACAAUCAAAAAGUCAACACAAUCUUCGGGAUGAACUCCGGACUAGGCUUGAUCCCCAUCAGUAUUGACUGGACUCAAAUCAACUACGCGGGUUACCCUCUCAUGACUCCUUUCUACAUCACUUGCAACGCAUUCGCCGUGGUGGUGUUCUUCUACCUGUUUUUGUCCCCGAUUCUAUAUUACAGCAAUGUGUGGUACAGCGCAUAUCUUCCCUUGCUCUCGUCAGGCACCUUCGAUAACACAGGAAGUUCAUACAAUGUGUCUCGCGUGAUUGACACAGCGACAAAGGACUUCAGCCUGGCAAAGUAUCAAGAGUACUCGCCAAUGUACAUCUCGAUGUCCUAUUCUCUGACCUACGGACUUUCGUUUGCUGCAGUGACAGCAGUCGUCGUCCACACCUAUCUUUACAACGGAUCGGAAAUCUGGGCGAGAUUCAAGAACGUACAGCAUGGAGGUGAAGACGUUCACCGUCGACUCAUGCGAGCGUACGACGAGGUUCCGGACUGGUGGUACGGAGUUCUUACAGUGGUUGUCCUUGGACUUGGUAUCUUCACCACUAAAUACUGGGACACCGAGCUACCGGUUUGGGGCUUCAUUGUUGUUUGCUUCGGCUUGGCCGUACUUUUGAUUGUUCCGGAAGGCAUUCUUCAAGGAACUACUAACCAACGAGUGUUCCUCAAUAUCAUUACGGAGCUGAUUGCCGGAUACGCUUGGCCGGGAAAGCCUAUCGCUAACCUCAUGGUCAAGUGUUACGGCUAUAAUGCAGUCAAACACGGCAUGGACUUUGCUCAAGACCUGAAGCUUGGGCAGUAUAUGAAAAUUCCUCCCCGCGUCCUCUUUUUUGGUCAGAUCUACGCAAGUAUACUUGCCACAGCAACUCAGACAGGAGUCUUGCGGUGGAUGAUGGGCCAUAUCGAAGGACUUUGUGAGCCAACAAACAAACAACGCUUCACAUGCAACGGUUCCAAAGUGAUGUACAAUGCAUCCUUGAUUUGGGGCACAAUUGGCCCCCAGCGCAUGUUUCAAUCUGGACAGGUAUACAAUGGCCUUGUCUACUUUUUCAUCAUUGGGCCUGUUGUGACGGUGAUCGUCUACUUCAUUUACCGGCGCUACCCCAACAGUUGGGUUCGCUAUAUCAACGUUCCAAUCUUCUUCAAUGCCGCUGGAAAUAUUCCUCCGGCCAAUACCACCCAAUACUCCCUGUGGUUCAUCUUCGGCUUCUUGUUCAAUUAUCUCAUCCGCAGACGGGCAUUUGACUGGUGGAAGCGCUACAAUUAUCUUCUCCAGGCCGCAAUGGACACAGGCACAGCUAUCGCGACAAUCAUCAUUUUCUUCGCGCUUGGCUACCACGCUGUCUCCUUCAACUGGUGGGGAAAUACAGUUGGAUCCAAUACCAUGGAUUCGAAGUCAACCCCGUGGUUGACUGUUGCUAAAGGCGACCACUUUGGGAAAGGACCCGGAGAAUUCUGA
Messenger RNA from Penicillium brevicompactum, 2328 nucleotides. RefSeq lists its product as uncharacterized. NCBI's taxonomy places the organism in Eukaryota, Fungi, Ascomycota, Eurotiomycetes, Eurotiales, Aspergillaceae. Bases 1 to 2328 code for a protein of 775 amino acids. The transcript is spliced from 13 exons. Gene Ontology annotation, biological process: transmembrane transport. Gene Ontology annotation, molecular function: oligopeptide transmembrane transporter activity. The record is from RefSeq and is a predicted model, not a curated record.